Molecule: messenger RNA, 2109 nt
Organism: Pristis pectinata (smalltooth sawfish)
Lineage: Eukaryota; Metazoa; Chordata; Chondrichthyes; Rhinopristiformes; Pristidae
Exons: 5
Coding region: 81-941 (286 amino acids)
Source: RefSeq, a predicted model, not a curated record
AUAGAAAUCAGUUGUCCUGAGAGUUGAAGCGUUUGACAAUUUCUGCCUGAUACUUGGUCGUUGAAGGAGAAUAACCGACCAUGCCAGGAAAGAGGAAGAAGAAAAGGCGACUUCGCUGUUGUGCUCAAGAAUUUGUUGAUGGCACAAAUGUAUACACGCCUCCAGACUGCAUGGAAGUAUUGGCGACUAAGUACAAGGACAAGUGUAAAGUAGAAUCGAGUACAGAGUCUGAAUCAGAUGCUUACAUUACUGAGGUUUGGAACCGAAGUUUACCUACUUCCACAAAGGUUCAUGAUACAGUAAACCAAUAUUUGGAUCCAUAUGAUGGAGAUUUGGAGAGCACUUCAAGUGAAUCAGAUAGUGGUAGACAAUGUCUGCAAGUUGUCUGCUCUGAAAGGACAAGCUAUCUAUCCCAUGCUAUUGUGGCAGUAAAACCAUACAAACAAUCCUUGUUGACAACCUUUCCACCUGCACGCAGUUAUACAGAGUUAAAUUCCACACAAAUGGAAACGGUGGCUACUGGUAGUACAUUUCCACAAUCUUCAAGGGAAUCGGAAGUACUUUCUAACAGCGUGCAUGAACUGACAUUUGCAACAAAUACUUGUGUGGCAGAUCCUGGACAGAAGCAGUUUGGAUCAUUGGAGUUGGAUGUACUGACUGGAUCAUCCUCUCUCAAUUUGGAUGUUGAAAGGGAUCACAGACUCAUGAACAUGCUUGUUCUUCAAGACCCUGGGAAACAUGAUCCCAGCCACCAAAACAUCCACUUCGGCUCAGAACAACUUUUAAAGGCUGCUCAGGAACCUUUUCUUGAAGAAAAGGUGUCAUCAAAAAGAAAGCUUGGCAACCCUUCAAUUGAAGCAAGCAAUGACCGGAUCAGCAAAAAGAAAAGUCGUAUGAUAAAAACAGAGGUAAGCAAUUUUGUACUGAAGUGGUCUGUUUAGAAAUGCUUCAACCGUAAUGUUAUCUGAACUGCAUAUAAACUGUAUUUAAAAUUUUGCCAAGAUGUUGCUGGGCUAUGCAAUCCUUUUCCAUGUCAGACUUCCAGUUUUGGCUUGUGUAGCCAAUGAGAUUCUGAAUAAGACUGCAAUCAUUCUGCCACAGUAACACUGCUGGGGCCUAAUAAGUAAUUUGUUUUCUCUUGUUGAUGUUUGUUUGCCAGGGUAAAGUUCUGUGGGUGAGGACAACUUUGUAAUCUCUCUCCCAAGUUGCCAGUCUUGUGAAUGCGAGUGAAUUGUGGAAAAGUGAUUAAUAGUGUUACAAAGUCCCUUUUAUUUCUACUAAAGUGAAAGCUGACUCUUGAUAAUAUAAACUUUGUAAAAUACAAAAGCAAUAGGUAAUUUAGCUAUUUUUGGGAUAGUUCUGAUAUUGAAGUACUGAUAACAUGAAGGUAUUCUGAUGGAUGUUUAUUUUUAACAGUCUGAGCAAUUCCCACGUAGCUGCACACAUUGCCCAAGUUCACACUGAAGUGGUGACCCCCCUUCAAUAAUCAAUUUUAGCUGUUACAAACUCCUGGCUUCCUAGUGAUCUCUGAGGAGUUGACCAAAUAGUAUGUUAUCUUGGUAAAGUUUGGGCCAGACCACACUAAAAGGUGCAGGUUUCCUUUUCCUGAAGGAUUUUAGAUAGCACCCAAACUAAUUGUACUCUAAAAGUCUCAUUCAGAAAUUGUGUACAUAAUUUAAACUAUGCAACAUGUUUGAAGUUUACUGGAAUCUGUUGUUGCUCUGAGUUUGAUUUCAACAUUAUUAGUCAUUUUGGUUAUUAGAGGAGGAGAAACCUGCUGCUUUCUAAUUCAGAGCUCACGUGUAUCUCUGACUAAAUGGAUAUUCUUCAGAUGCUCUGGUUUCCUCCAACAUCUCAUAGACAUGCAGGCUGGUGGGUUAAUUGGCCACUGUAAAUUACCACUCACUUACACAGACUUGGAGUUGAGGAGAAUAAAAAUGGGAUUAAUGUAGGAUCAGUGGAAAUGGGUAGUUGAUGGCCAGUGCAGGCUUGGUGGGCCGUAAGGCCUGUUUCUAUGUACCAUUGUUGCCAAAGUUUCGCUUUGAGAUGGAGGAUACAAUCCUUUAAUGUCAAAUGCUAAAUUAUCAAUCACAGGCUAUAUGUGAUUCC